Phytophthora sojae is the source of this 579-nucleotide messenger RNA. RefSeq lists its product as hypothetical. The transcript is spliced from 2 exons. The record is from RefSeq and is a predicted model, not a curated record. Lineage: Eukaryota; Oomycota; Peronosporomycetes; Peronosporales; Peronosporaceae. The annotation marks the transcript as partial.
AAGAAGAUGUUGCGGGCUGCCGGCGUCUACGGCAACUCUAACAACGUGCGCAACAACCGCCGCAUCGAAAUCGCCUACCUCCGAGAGCAGCUAGAGAAGCUUCAGAUCGACCUGGAAGUGCUCAAGAAGCAGAAGGGAGAAGGCUCCACGCGUAGAACGAAGACGAGAGCUGCUCCACCAGCAGAGCUGCACAACCAGACCCGUCAUGUGCCAAGUGCCGAGGCUAUUGUCGCUGUGAACGCGCCCACGAUGUCGACUGUGUGGGUGAACAUUGCCGACAGCCAGCGAUGCCGCAGGAAGAAGGCGGAGUGCGAGAAAAUCCGUCUGAAGAUGGUGAUUGAGCACCAGCAGAAGGUGGCGGACAACUUGCGUGCGUUGCUGCAGAAGCAAGCGAGUCAAUUGAAUUCGGAGUGUUUGUUCUUCACGGAAGGGAAUAGCUUGAAAUCAAGUGCGCUGGACGUGCGUGGACAUUUGGGCGAGUUCCACGGCCUCUUCCGUCACUUGGAUAACGCGUAUCAAGAGUUGGGUGCGGUUUUCGUAGCAAACGGCUUGAAUGAUGUGGUGAUGACUCAUAGUGAC